Pimephales promelas (fathead minnow) is the source of this 4832-nucleotide messenger RNA. RefSeq names its product sema domain, immunoglobulin domain (Ig), short basic domain, secreted, (semaphorin) 3B (gene sema3b). Gene Ontology annotation, cellular component: plasma membrane. Lineage: Eukaryota; Metazoa; Chordata; Actinopteri; Cypriniformes; Leuciscidae. Gene Ontology annotation, molecular function: semaphorin receptor binding; chemorepellent activity. Gene Ontology annotation, biological process: axon guidance; neural crest cell migration; positive regulation of cell migration. The record is from RefSeq and is a predicted model, not a curated record.
AGAGAGAGAGAGAGAGAGGCAAAAAAAGACAGACACAUGAAUUAAAAUAAGUCUUGGACUUCACAUUGGAGACACAUGUUCAUGCGUGGACUGUUUCUCUGCUGCUGUGAUCUGUCAUUCCUCCUCACAGCGUGUGUGUCUGUUCUUGAGAGGCUGAGGAGUGUGUGUGUGUGUGAGCCUGUCGUUCCUCUGGAGUCUACGGGACCAUGGCACCUGUCAGGAAUGGAUGAACUUGAGGCUUAAAAAACUUGUGGAAGAAAGAGAUAAAAACAGAAAGAAAGCUGAAAGAGUAAUAGCUUUCGUUGUAGAGAGGAAACUCCACAUCCACAGCAUCACUGUCACAACAAGCAGGACGACUAAGAUCCGCCACGGCAACAGCUGCCACGACAACCAGCAUCCCAGUCAACCAUCUGUGUGGCAGCUGUCUGCUGUUUAUAACUGAUAAGAAGUUCUGGUGGUCCUCAGAAGAUGAUGACGAUGAUGAUAUGCAGCUCGCUGGUCCUCCUCGGGCUGAUCGGCAUCAGUUAUUCAUCUAGCGGAAGUUCACCUUCCUCACCCCGGAUGAAGCUGUCUUAUAAAGAUCUUCAGCAGUUUAACGGCGUUAAGCGGUUUGACUUAGAGCGUUCGUGUUGUUUCGGAGCUCUCCUAUUGGACGAGGAGAGGGGACGGCUGUUUGUUGGAGCUCGUAACUUUCUUUUAUCUCUCAGCCUCGACAACAUCAGCAAACAGGAACAGAAGAUCUACUGGCCAGCGCCUGUUGAUUGGAGAGAAGAGUGCAACUGGGCCGGGAAAGAUAUCAACACGGACUGUGUAAACUAUGUGAAAGUGCUUCACCACUAUAAUCGGACUCACCUGUACGCCUGUGGGACUGGGGCUUUCCACCCCACCUGUGCUUAUGUGGAGGUGGGACAGAAGAUAGAGGAUCAUGUGUUUAGAAUCGAUCCCUCUCUGGUAGAAGAUGGGAAAGGAAGAAGUCCAUAUGACCCACGCCACACAUCAGCAUCUGUUCUGAUUGGUGAUGAGCUUUAUGCCGGCGUCGCCACUGAUUUGAUGGGUCGGGACUUUACAAUAUUUCGCAGCAUGGGACAAAGGCCUUCCAUACGAACGGAACAGCACGAUUCUCGCUGGCUCAAUGAGCCCAAGUUUAUUGCAGCAUUUGGUGUUCCCGAGAGUGAGAAUCCUGACGAUGAUAAAGUCUUCUUCUUCUUCAGAGAAACUGCUGUAGAAGCUCAGGGAUUCGGGAAGGUUACAUAUUCCCGGAUUGGCCAGCUUUGCAGGAAUGAUAUGGGAGGACAGCGCAGUCUAGUAAACAAGUGGACGACCUUUCUGAAGGCUCGUCUUGUGUGUUCUGUACCAGGCAAUGAUGGCACUGAAACGCAUUUUGAUGAACUUAGGGAUGUGUUCCUGCUGCAGACCCGUGAUAGAAAGAACCCGCUGAUCUACACCGUCUUUACCACCUCCAGCAGUGUAUUUCAAGGUUCUGCAGUGUGUCUCUACACCAUGAAUGACAUUCGGCGGGCAUUUUUAGGGCCUUUUGCCCAUAAAGAAGGACCCAAUUAUCAGUGGGUUCCUUUCCAGGGUAAAGUGCCAUACCCACGACCAGGCAUGUGUCCCAGUAAGACCUUCGGGAGUUUUGAGUCAACUAAAGGUUUCCCUGAUAACGUAAUCCAGUUUGCAAGGCACCAUCCGUUAAUGUUUAAUCCAGUAACUCCACUGGGGGGUCGGCCAGUGUUCCUGCGUACUGGAAUACCAUACAGCUUCACUCAGAUUACCGUAGACCGUGUCAAUGCAGCUGAUGGACACUAUGAUGUAAUGUUCAUCGGCACAGAUGUCGGCUCAGUGCUGAAGGUGAUCUCUGUGCCCAAGGGAAGCUGGAGUAACACGGAUCUUCUGCUGGAGGAGCUUCAUGUCUUUAAGGAUUCUUCAUCUAUUACAAGUAUGCAGAUUUCCUCUAAACGGCAACAGCUGUACAUCGGCUCAGAUACAGGUGUUGUCCAGGUUCCUCUGCACCGCUGCAGUAUGUACGGCAAAGCCUGUGCCGAGUGCUGCCUGGCUCGAGAUCCGUACUGUGCCUGGGAUGGACACACCUGCACACGCUACCUGCCAAACACAAAACGAAGGUUCCGGCGUCAGGAUGUGAGGAAUGGGGAUCCUAAUGCUCUCUGCUCUGGAGACCAUCAGAAGCAGCGUGUCCUGGAGAAGAGGCUGUACGCUGUGGAUGGAAGCAGCUCCUUCCUGGAAUGUAUCCCAAAAUCACUUCAGGCCCAGAUUACAUGGACCUAUCAGAAGCAUCCGGAAAACCCACGGGAGGAGGUUCGUCUAGAUGAUCGUGUUUUGCAGACCGAGCGAGGCCUUUUGCUGAGACGAGCUAUGCGUAGAGAUGGCGGUGUGUAUCAGUGCCAUGCAAUGGAACAUGGAUUCACCCAGAACCUCCUUGCGAUCACGCUGGAGAUUUUGCCUUUGGCUGGCCCCGCCCCCUCCGCCCCUAACCCUCGCAGCCAUGCACACACCAAUCACGGGCAGUCCACCAAUCAAAAGCUGUGGUACAGGGACUUCAUGCAGUUGAUGGAUCAUCCAAACGUAAACACAGUUGACCAGAUCUGCGAGCAAGUUUGGUCACGCAAGCACAGCCUAUCAGGGAAGACCGCGCCAGGUCCAGCCAAUGAGGCGCCGGCUCACGACCCGCUGCACUCUAAAAAGUGGAAGCACCUGAAGGAAGUGAGGAAAGGACGAAAUCGCAGAACGCACGAUGGGAGACCCGCACCCAGAGCGCCGCGGAGCGCUGGAGAGUAGCGAGGGAUGAGAGGUGGAGUUGAAAGAGAGACUGAGAGACAGAAAGGAAGAGCAAAAGAACCACUGGAGGUGGACAGAUUCUCACACAGCAUCUCAUUCAUUGACUGUUUAUUGCCUGUUCAGCUUUUUAUUACCCCUGUGACGACACUCCACCGCCUGUUAUUAGUCUCUAUAUACUCUAUUGGCCUCAUCUCCAGUCUGAAGACUCAAUCUAGUGCCCCCACGACCUCAAUCCCGCUCCCGUCAACAUCUAUUACUCCAAACCUUCCAAUUCCUGAUGGUUCUCCAGAAACCCAUGCUCCAUCCAGUUCUUCUAAAAUACUAACACAAACUCAAGGUCGCGGUCCAAAAAAAUCCCAUUGAGUUGUAACCGGAAAAUCUUCGAGACGCAAAGACAUGCAUGUGCUGCGUAAAUCAGUAAACACAGGCUCUUGUGGACACGCAUUGAGUAAAUCCAUGUAUACUCUUCUAUGUCUUCAUCUGGGUGUUUGUGCUACAUGUGUUCUGUAGAUUAGAUUAACUGGCUAUCACUUUGGCCCUGACUCACCAGCACCAGAUGAACAUCACCACUCUUCUUGUUCUUUCACUGCUUGAACACUGCUUGAAGACUUAAAACACAACAUUUCAAGCUCAAAAGACAAAAAAGGAGAAAAAAAACUGUACAUUUGUGACCUGGUAAGGCUGUAGCUACCAUGAGUGUUUAAGUAAAAGUUUUUUCAUUUGACAGUAAUUCUAUACCUUAAACGUGGUCAGCGAAAUUGACAUUUUUGGCAGGAGGUGAAUUAUUAUUUUGAGAUACUAAGUUAUGUGUCAGGUGUUCUGAUUAUGUAUUGUAUGAGACUGAUAUAGACACAGCAUUAAUGUAUAGGGGGAUUAUGGGUAAUGUAUUUUCCCAGACAGCAAGGACAUCUACAGAGAAACCUUUUUAGAUACUUUUAGGUCUAAUCUCAGAACUAACCAGUUGAAAGCCAGAAUAGUUAUGUAUAUUUGAAUGUGUCUGUGUAAGAUUUUGAGAGUGAGAUUUUCCUGCUUUUUAUACAGCUCUACCAUAUUCACUGUUUAAAUGAGCAUUCUGUGAGCAUCAUUCUGUAACAGCACAGCGAAUGCUAGUACAUAAUGGGUUAAAUGAGAAAACACAGAUCCAAGGCCAUCUUUCAAGACGAGAAACAAGAAAAAGUGUCCAAGAAAAAUGUUGUCAGCUCUAACUCAGACAAUUCAGAUGAAUAUUUAAAAUAACACAUUUUGAUUUAAUGAACUAUUCUGUCUCUGAGGAAAAGGAGUGUUGAAUUAGUCAGUAAAUGCAUGUUUACAGACGCUUGAGCCAAAUUUCUUUUUUGAUGCAUUGCAAAUAGCUGUGUCAGCGAAUCAUACCGAUUCCAAAAGCCAAAUUCUACAAGUUUACCAGGGAGCGUCCUGGGGGGAAAUACCAUAGGCUAUUAUUAUAGUCGCGACUCUAAAAAUGUGGUAAUUGAUAUCCACCACCACAAAAAGUCAGAAAUUGAAAGCAUUCUAAGGCUAUUAAAGUUUUUUAAAGUGUUUUAGACUGUUCUGCAAGGUAAAUGAAUGGUGCUCGAGCAGGAGUUAUAGUGGACCCGAUGGCCUCGCUCUGUGUUGUUAUGGCGCUCUCUUCUGGUGUUUGUGGUUUCUGCUGUGUCGGAUGAGAUAAACUUGACAUUAAAUUAAAAGAUUCCGAAUCCGAUUCAUUUAAACGGAUGUAAGAAUGUUUUGAGUAGAACUGGUGGGUUAUCAUGUGGUAGUAUUUGUCUAAAAGUUAUACUUAACGGUAAUGUUUGCAUGACUUUAAACGUCGAGUUUUUGUUUGUUUUACAAUGAAAAUACUAUGUUUUAAAACUGUUCUGCGAGAGUAUCUGAUAUUUUCAUCGUAUAUUUAUGGAUCGAUAAGCUAAUGUGUUGUUGUGGUUUGUGAAAAAAACUGACCUAUGUGUAAUGAGGAGAAUAUCAUAUGAGAACAUCAUGUGUGUAUAUUUUGACAUUCUUUCCCUAAUUUUGAAUACAUAAAGACCUAACCUGACACACUC